Messenger RNA from Sorex fumeus (smoky shrew), 1027 nucleotides. It is a transcript of the gene NANOS1, whose product is annotated as nanos C2HC-type zinc finger 1. Lineage: Eukaryota; Metazoa; Chordata; Mammalia; Eulipotyphla; Soricidae. Gene Ontology annotation, cellular component: perinuclear region of cytoplasm. The record is from RefSeq and is a predicted model, not a curated record. Gene Ontology annotation, molecular function: zinc ion binding; mRNA binding. The transcript has a single exon. Gene Ontology annotation, biological process: negative regulation of translation; oogenesis. The coding region runs from base 128 to 1021 and encodes 297 amino acids.
GAGCCGAUAAAAGGCGGCGGGCGGCCCCACCCCGCGGCAGGCCGGCGGGCAGGCUCGGCGCGUCCCUUCCGUCCGGCCCGCGCCGGCGGCGGGCGCGCGCGGCCACCGCAGCCACCGCAGCCCGCCCAUGGAGGCUUUCCCCUGGGCGCCCCGCUCGCCCCGCCGCGCCCGCGCGCCCCCGCCCAUGGCGCUCGUGAGCCCCCCGGGCCCGGCGCACCCGCAGCCCUUCAGUUCGUGGAACGACUACCUGGGGCUCGCCACGCUCAUCACCAAAGCGGUGGACGGCGGCGGCGGCGGCGGCCGCGGCUCCCCGCCCUCGUCGUCGUCGUCGUCCUGCUGCUCCCCCCACGCGGGGGCCGGGCCGGGGGCGCGGGGGCCGGCGCUGGGGCCGCCCGACGACGACGUGGACGACGACGACGACGACGACGGCGGCGGCGGCGGCGGCGACGACAGCAGCGGCGACGAGCCGGGCGCGCGGGGCCGCUACCUGGAGCUGCGCGCGCUGGAGCUGUGCGCGGGCCCCGCCGAGGCCGGGCUGCUGGAGGAGCGUUUCGCCGGGCUCAGCCCGUUCGCCGGCCGCGCGGCCGCCGUGCUGCUGGGCGCGCCCGCCCCCAUCUCCAUCCCCAUCCCCGCCGCCACCACGGCCGAGGUGGCGCCGCCGCUGCCGCCGCCUCCGCCGCCACCACCGCCGCCGCGCGAGGAGCGCGCCCCGGCUUGGGCGGCCGAGCCCCGGCUGCACCCCGCCGCCUCCGGGCCGGCCGCCGGCCGCCUGCUCAAGCCCGAGCUGCAGGUGUGCGUGUUCUGCCGCAACAACAAGGAGGCGGUGGCGCUGUACACCACGCACAUCCUCAAGGGCCCCGACGGCCGGGUGCUGUGCCCCGUGCUGCGCCGCUACACGUGUCCCCUGUGCGGCGCCAGCGGGGACAACGCGCACACCAUCAAGUACUGCCCGCUCUCCAAAGUGCCGCCGCCGCCGCCGCGCAGCGCCCGGGACGGCCUGGCCGCCAAGAAGCCGCGCUGAGGCCGC